CAUCUAUGCCUGGAGUCCACCCAAGGCCCUGGCAGAGCAGAUUGGCAGUGAUCCAAAGGGAACCCAGGCUUGGGGAGGGGGACGGGGCAGAGUGGGCUGUGUUCUGGGCCCUGGGCCCCACUUGGGGACCCAAAGGGCAGGGAAGCCGCCAGAGAGCAUGUGGGGGCUAUUGGGAGGCCCAGGGUUCCCCUAGACCUGCGUUCUGGAUUCGAUCCCCAGUCUUGCCUGGAACCUGCUGUGUGCCCUCCAGCAGGACAACUUAAGCCUAUUUUCUCCAUCUGUGAAACAUGGUUCGUCCAGCCUCCUUCCAUAAGUCUAGCGAGUGCCUUCUGGGGUUGCACCUGCAUCAUCGCAAACUUGCAUCGUUCCUGCUUUGGCACAGGGAGAUGGGCCCUGUUUUGCAGAUGGGGAGACUGAGGCCUGGAGUAACUGAGGUUUAGAGAUGAGGUGGGAGCUUGAGUAGGGAGGCCUAAGCCUGUAUACAGCAGGUGCUCAAUCUGGGUCAGGCACGGUUUCUAUGAGAAAGGAGGGUGCCCGGAGCCCCCUGGGUCAGGCUGCACCAGCAUGUCUGUGAGCAGUACUUAGAACUCAGAACUGGAACCCAGAGCCCCCUGGACUCUGGCACCUAGUAGCGGCUUUGACCAAUCAGAGACCAGGAAUACUCGGUCCCCUUGCUCUGUUUAUGAAGCCAUAAUCCAGCUCUUUCUGGGGGGUGUUGAUUCUCUGUGGCCCAGACGGGUGGGGGCCGCCUUGAGGCCCUCGGGAGUCCAGUACAGAGUGACCCAGCUUCUCAGCAUGCUAGAGGGUGGACAGAGGGGGGAAAAUGGGGCGAGCAUGCUCCUCCACCUCCAGGGAGGCCCCCAGGUUUGCACCCUGAUGGGCAUGGAUACAAGGGAUUUUUCCAGAAGCCUUUGAGGUCCGACCUCAGUGGGGAGGAGCCCAGUGCGGUCUGACAGUCUCUUGUCACCCCCAGGUUUCUGUACACACGUGAAUGAGCUACCCGCCAGCCGCCACCACCUCCUGGUGCCCAGUGUGAGAAAGGAGGUGUUGCCCGCCUGCCACUGGCAUGCCCCGCCAGCCCUCAGCCUGAGCCCAGCGGCGCCUGCCCCUGCCCCCUGCCACCCUGCACUGCCCCGGCUCCCCCGCAGCCCCCACACUGCAGUGCGGCCGGGCCCCCUCCCCACAGGGGCCGCCCCCACCGCCCCCUCCUGGUGCCCGGGGCGGCCCGGCCCGCAGGGCCAUGAAGCUGCAGGCUGUGAUGGAGACGCUCCUGCAGCGGCAGCAGCGGGCACGCCAAGAACUGGAGGCCCGGCAGCCACCACCGCCCUCUGAACCUCCAGCCCGUACCAGGGCCACCCCGGAGGAGGACAGGGAGCCUGAGAGCGCCCGGAUACAGCGGGCGCAGAUGGCCGCCCUGGCCGCCAUGCGAGCUGCUGCCGCCGGCCUUGGCCACGCACCCAGUCCCAGCUCGGAGGAUGGGCCCCCUGGCUCGGAGGAUGAAGAUGCGGCCUUGGAGGGGGCACCGGGCUCGCCCACCCCACCUGGCCGAGGCAGGGAGGCAGCCAGCCUCCCCAUGGGCGAUGGCCGCUUUGAGGAUGCAGGCUCCGACGAUGACCUGAAGCCAAAAUGGGAGGAGGAGGAGGAAGAGGAGGAGGAGCUGGAGGAAGACCUGGGAGACGACGAAGAGGACGAGGAGGAUGAGGACUACGAGGACGAGGAGGGGCUUGGGCCCCCGGGCGCCACCAGCCUGGGCCCCGCAGCGCUGUUCCCCCGCAAGGCUCAGCCGCUCCAGGCCUUCCGUGGUGACAGUGGAUCCCGGGCACUGGGUGGCCAGGAGCGCCCAGGGACUGGCCCAGCUGUCCCUGGAGGGGCUGCCCAUGCUGCACCUCAGCUGCAGCCACCAGACCACGGGGACUGGACAUAUGAAGAGCAGUUCAAGCAGCUCUAUGAACUGGAUGCAGACCCCAAGAGGAAGGAGUUCCUGGACGACUUGUUCAGUUUCAUGCAGAAGCGAGGAACACCUGUGAACCGCAUCCCCAUCAUGGCGAAGCAGGUGCUCGACCUGUUCAUGUUGUACGUGCUGGUGACAGAGAAGGGCGGCCUGGUGGAGGUCAUCAACAAGAAGCUGUGGCGAGAGAUCACCAAGGGACUGAAUCUGCCCACGUCCAUCACCAGCGCUGCCUUCACGUUGCGCACCCAGUACAUGAAGUACCUGUACCCCUACGAGUGUGAGAAGCGUGGCCUCAGCAACCCCAAUGAGCUCCAGGCAGCCAUCGACAGCAAUCGGAGGGAGGGCCGGCGCCAGAGCUUUGGGGGCUCCCUCUUUGCCUACUCGCCUGGCGGGGCCCACAGCAUGCUGUCCUCGCCCAAGCUGCCUGUGUCCUCCCUGGGCCUGGCCGCCAGCACCAACGGCAGCUCCAUCACCCCAGCCCCCAAGAUCAAGAAAGAGGAGGAUGCAGCCAUUCCCAUCACAGUCCCCGGCCGCCUACCAGUCUCCCUGGCAGGUCACCCAGUGGUGGCGGCCCAGGCAGUAGCAGCCCAGGCGGCCGUGGCAGCACAGGCGGCUGCCCUGGAGCAGCUUCGGGAGAAACUGGAAUCUGGGGAGCCUCCUGAGAAGAAGAUGGCUCUGGUGGCAGAGGAGCAGCAGCGGCUGAUGCAGCGGGCACUUCAGCAGAACUUCCUGGCCAUGACGGCACAGCUGCCUAUGAGCAUCCGGAUCAACAGCCAAGCCUCCGAGAGCCGCCAGGACUCGGCUGCGAACCUGACCAGCACCAACGGCAGCAACAGUAUUAGCAUGUCAGUAGAGAUUAAUGGAAUCAUGUACACAGGAGUGCUGUUUGCCCAGCCACCGGCCCCCACGCCACCCUCCGCUCCCAGCAAAGGUGGAGGCAGCAGCAGCCGGGGCGGAAACAGCGGGACCAACAGCAGCAGCAGCAGCAGUGCAGGCAGCCAGGCAGGGCCAGCGGGGAUGUCUGCACCCCCCACAUCUACCUCAAACAACUCAUUGCCUUAACCGCUACACUCCCCAUCCUGGGAACCUGCCAGACUGGGCAGGGGGUCCAGGUGGGCCAAGCAGGGGCUGGGAUGGCGGAAGAUACGGGUGGGGAGGGGAGGUAUCCACAGAGAAGCCACAGCUUAACGCCAAAAAGAAAAGAAAAAUAUAUAUACAUAUAUAUAUAUAUAUAAAGAAAAUUUAAUAAAACAGGGGAAAACCAAGGAACACUUGAAUUACUCAGGUUUCGGACAUUCAGAGAUGAAUUGUGAGAAUAUCAAAGGAAAUUAGAAAUGAGAGAGGCAAAUGUCUACUAGGGCUCUCCUGAAGCCCUGGUGGACCCACGUGGACUGGCGUCUGGUUUCAACAGGCCAAUCCUGUUUACCUCAUACAUCCCUGCACUGUGUUUUUUCAUUUUUAUCUGUUUUUUUUCUUUGCUUUUUUUUUUUGUCCGUUUAUCACACACUCACCACACCCAGCUCCUUGUGUUGAAUGAAACCCCUGAGCCAAGAUCAGUUGAAUUUUUUUGUUGUUGCUUUUGGGAACUUUGUUGUUUUUUUAAAAGAAAUAGUGAAAUUCAAACUCUAUAGGGUUUUUAAGAGGUUUUAGGGGUUUUGUUUUGUAAAUAUUCUAUUUUAUUCUUGGGGGAGGAAUCAAACCUAGGAAAAGGAUAUAUAUAUCUAUAUAUUUGUGUUCAUUCAGGGAAACUGGACUUGAAAAAGGAAAAAAAAAAAAAA
Messenger RNA from Capra hircus (goat), 3729 nucleotides. It is a transcript of the gene ARID3A, whose product is annotated as AT-rich interaction domain 3A. The coding region runs from base 1241 to 3013 and encodes 590 amino acids. Gene Ontology annotation, molecular function: DNA binding. The record is from RefSeq and is a predicted model, not a curated record. Gene Ontology annotation, cellular component: nucleus. NCBI's taxonomy places the organism in Eukaryota, Metazoa, Chordata, Mammalia, Artiodactyla, Bovidae. The transcript has 8 exons. Gene Ontology annotation, biological process: regulation of transcription by RNA polymerase II.